Talaromyces stipitatus ATCC 10500 is the source of this 2118-nucleotide messenger RNA. Its product is annotated as transcription factor Rba50, putative. Gene Ontology annotation, biological process: transcription by RNA polymerase II. Lineage: Eukaryota; Fungi; Ascomycota; Eurotiomycetes; Eurotiales; Trichocomaceae. The coding region runs from base 1 to 2118 and encodes 705 amino acids. The transcript has 3 exons. Gene Ontology annotation, cellular component: nucleus. The record is from RefSeq and is a predicted model, not a curated record.
AUGGCCAUCCCCGGUGAACGUUUUGUCCUGGACCUCUCAGACGACGAACAAGAUGUCCAACCCCCCACUGUCGCCGGCGGCCUCAUGAUCGGAGAAAUCAAAGAACGAACACCAAAGGCGCCUUCAGCGCCCACACUUAAAUCAACAACCACCGGUUUCCCGGUAUCGAAGAAUCGUCUCGGCGGGUCGGCGUUCAAGCAAAGACGGAAUGAUGCUUUGCCAUCACGAUUCGCCUCUCGAAACCAGAUCACAACACAACCCCGCGCGACGUCACAGGUCGAGUCGAUGCAAGAUGAAGAGAAGAGGAUCAUAGAUGAAGAAAACAAGCAGAGAAUAGCUGCCAUGUCGGAAACGGAGAUUGAGCAGGAAAAGGCGGAGUUGAUGGCGAAUCUGUCACCUUCGUUGAUUGAGAGAUUAUUACGGAGGGCGAAUAUUGAUGAUGAAGUCGCGGCUGCUCCGACAAAUAAAACAGAACUGAAACGAGAUACCGCCGAGGCGAAGGAGACAAAGAAAACAGGCAAGUCUGUUUCUUUUGGUAUGCCAGAUAUCAAACAGACAGAAACAGUACCAGAGACUACAGACUUUGAGGAUAGACCACCCGCCAUCCAUCCACCAGAUUUACGACCUGCCUCUGAAUUCCCCUCCGGACCUAUCCAUUUCCCUACACCACCACCUCGACAAACGCCCAUGCCAAACCUCGACCCCAGCUCACCUUCAUUCUACGAUGAUUUACAAGCCCACUACUUCCCCGACACCCCACACGACUCCUCGGCACUCUCAUGGCUCAAACCCCUCGACAAAGAUACUGACGCAAUUCAAAACGGGCCCGAAAAUCUCUCCGCCUACCACCCUGCAAGCUCAACCACACAAAUCGUCCCCUCAGCCAUCCGCUUCUCAUUCCGCGGCGAAAUGCUCCCUCCUUCAAAAGCCUUGGACUUACCCACCUCACUCGGUCUGCAUCAUCAUGCCGACGAUCCCGAAGCAGCGGGGUAUACUAUCUCUGAACUUUCGAUAUUGAGUCGGUCCACAGUUGCGGCGCAGAGGUGUGUUGCUUGGCAGGUUUUGGGGCGGAUAUUGUUUAGGUUGGGGAGUGGGGAGUUUGGGGCUGAUGGAUCGGAUUUGGUGGAUGGGCUAUGGAAGGUGGUGGAGCUUGAAGGGGUUGUUUCGAGGAUGUUGGAGGAAGCGGAGGGUGGACCACAACAUGCAGAAAGUGAGAGUGAGGGGACGAAUGCUGGGGUAAAGUCGAAUAUUGGGAGACAUGCGAGUGCUAAAGCGUGGGCUGUGGAGGGGAUAUGGUUAUGGCAAAAGGGGGGAGGGAAACGAGGUAUCGCUAUGAAUGACAUUAAGCAGGGGUUCGGCGGUGCAUGGAGAUUUGUUUUGAAGUUCGAGGACUCGGUUCCUAGCCACACAUAUGAAGACAAUUUCCUCAAGAUGUCCUCAGCAGACCGUCCAGAAAUCCUCCUUCUAAGCCUAUGUGACUAUGGCUUUCUCAAUGAAAGUUACGCGUCACUAUUUAAGCAACUACAUGACUCCGCCCACAUUGAGCGUACCGAAACCGCCGAUGCUGCGAUCCGUUAUCUGACCGAAAAAAAUCCAAAGGCCAUUAUCAUCACAGAUGAAGGCUUGACUCUCAAUGAGAAUACACAAGUGCUCGAAAAAGUGGUCGAGUAUGUUCGCAAUGGUGGUCGUGCCAUAAUCGGUCUUCUGUUCCCCAACUGCGCCCAGUGGGACGACAUUGGCGAUUUAUUUAAUCGAGCCUUCCAACUUCCCUGGAAGAGUGCCAAUUAUAUGAGAGAGACCUUUGAGGUUAAUCCUUCCUGCACUCUACCGGACAGCGUUUCGGUGUCUUCGUUACCCAAGUCAUAUAUGGCGAAGGCGCUUCAUAUCAAGAACGCUCGCCCCCAUGAGAAGAUCUUGGUUCCUGAGAACGAGUUCGAUGAGGAAGAUUACGAGGAUCGUCCGAUUCCAGAGCGUGGCCUUACACCUGCGUAUCUGGAACAGACGCAGGCUAUGGUGACUGGAGCAAAAGUCGGGGAUGGAUAUGUGGCUUAUUGUGGUGAUGUUAAUGGGGAAGAUGGGUCGGAUAAAGUUAUCUUGGCUCUUUGUGGCCUUCGGUGA